Molecule: messenger RNA, 126 nt
Organism: Funneliformis mosseae
Lineage: Eukaryota; Fungi; Glomeromycota; Glomeromycetes; Glomerales; Glomeraceae
Source: the annotation of a GenBank genome assembly
AUGGAAUUUUUGAGAAAUCAUAUAAAAACUAUUUUGUUAAGUAUACAAGUAGUUUUGAGAGACCUUGAGGUUAAGGAAAGAUCUGAAGAAAAUCUAGAGGAAGAAGAUACAAAGAAAGAUUUUUAG